Molecule: messenger RNA, 663 nt
Organism: Fraxinus pennsylvanica
Lineage: Eukaryota; Viridiplantae; Streptophyta; Magnoliopsida; Lamiales; Oleaceae
Source: the annotation of a GenBank genome assembly
AUGUCAAUGGGAGCCGAGGCAUGGGAGGAGCUUCUUGAUGAAACGAUUCUCUCAAGAAGUACGGAGAAUUCUUCAAAUAAUGUUGGUUCAGACAGAAAUAGUACUAAUCAUUCGAAUCGAGUACAAUCUAAUACUACGAAAGUCGAGAAGAAGGUGAUUGCCAGGCACUACAGAGGGGUGAGGAGGCGACCAUGGGGAAAGUACGCGGCAGAAAUAAGAGAUUCAUCAAGAAAGGGAGCUAGAGUUUGGCUUGGAACUUUUGAAACAGCUGAAGAAGCAGCAAUGGCUUAUGAUAAGGCUGCUUUAAGAAUUAGAGGCCCCAAGGCAUACCAAAAUUUUCCACUUGAAAUAGUGGGUAUGGCUUCUUGUGAUCAAACAAUAGAUUCCACUGAUACUUUUCUGGCUAAGGAUUCCUAUGAUCAAAACAAUAUGAAUUUUUCAUCAUCUUCCUGGCCAAUAGAUUCAACGGAUACUUUUCCGGGGUGUUCUGAUACACAGAAAAGGAAGUGGGGGACGGAAUUGGAUUCGUUUAACUGUGAACAACCAGCACAAAAGAGAAUGAUAAGCAGUUGGGAAAAUGAGAUGUUUAUGAGUAAUAUUGAUGUGUUAGAGUUUCAAGACCUUGGAAAUGAGUAUUUGGAGAGUUUACUGUCCAGUUUAUGA